Molecule: messenger RNA, 1275 nt
Organism: Trichoplax adhaerens
Lineage: Eukaryota; Metazoa; Placozoa; Uniplacotomia; Trichoplacea; Trichoplacidae
Exons: 2
Biological process (GO): intracellular signal transduction; protein phosphorylation; negative regulation of glycogen biosynthetic process
Cellular component (GO): cytosol; cytoplasm; nucleus
Molecular function (GO): protein serine/threonine kinase activity; ATP binding
Source: RefSeq, a predicted model, not a curated record
AAAAUUAAAGAAGGCUGCUUUGUUGGUGUUGCUAUACAUAAAGACGGAAAUUUUCUAGGAAUCAUAUUUCAAAUCAAGCGCAUAGUACUUGACAACGAUAAAGUUAUUUACUGUACUUGGAUCGCUCGUGAUCCUGACGAUUUGGGUGAAUACGGCCGAAUGUCAGCCAGCAUGACAUUGGGUUCUAGUUUUAAUAGCUCUCUCUAUGCUACUCCCAUGAAAGAUAUACCAACAAGACCACCAAGCCAAAGUGUUGAAUAUGAAAGUGAAGACGAACCAUGGCACGGAUCUUAUGAUAAGCAUUAUACUACAUUAGAAACAUUAGGUAAAGGCGCAUUCGGAUUCGUACAACUAGCGGAAAGAAAAUCGGAUAAAAAAAGUUGUGUAGUUAAAUUUAUCCAAAAAUCGAAAAUAUUCAAUGAAUCAUGGAUGAAUAUAGAAAAGUAUGGUAAAGUCCCUUUAGAAAUAUACUUUCUUAGUCAACUUAAUCAUCCAAACAUUGUUCGUAUGAUUGACGCAUUCGAAAAUAAAGACUACUUCCAAGUUGUGAUGGAAAAGCAUGGCUCUGGUAUAGACCUUUUUGAAUUUAUAGAAUGUGGGCCAGAUUUCGAUGAAGCCUUAGCAAGUUAUAUUUUUCGCCAAAUUGUUGCAGCCGUUGCUUACUUACAUCAAUUAGACAUCGUCCAUCGUGAUAUUAAAGAUGAAAAUAUCAUCAUUAACGAAAUGUUCCGUGUUAAGUUGAUUGACUUCGGCUCAGCGGCAUUUAUCGAACCUGGUAAAUUAUUUUCCACAUUCUGUGGUACUGUUGAAUAUUGUGCACCGGAGGUUCUAUUAGGAAACAAAUACCCAGGUCCCGAACUAGAUAUAUUUGCCUUAGGUGUCACAUUAUAUACACUGACCUUUGGCGAAAACCCUUACUUAGACCCUGAAGAAACGAUUAAAAGUAAGUUAAAGCCUCCAUUCCAAGUUACUAAAGCUCUAUUUGGAGUUAUAUCUUGGCUAUUACAUCCAAACCCAAAUGAAAGAGCUACCAUUUGGGAUAUAGAAAAAAAUCAAUGGGUUAAUCAACCUAUUAAUAUAACACAUUAUUCAUGGGAUAAAGUCACGCAUCAACAAUUGUUAAUAAACAGAAAGAGCCAGGGUACAGAACAGUUAGAUGAUGCAAAUGAUGGUGAUAGCUGGGACGAUUCUGAUUCAGAAGUACAACUUCACCAUGAAAUGAAAAAAUACUUGGAAGUUAAUAAUGAAGCUAAUAGAUUAAAUUCUACAUUUUAA